This is a messenger RNA of Prunus armeniaca (apricot), 357 nucleotides long. Lineage: Eukaryota; Viridiplantae; Streptophyta; Magnoliopsida; Rosales; Rosaceae. The record is from the annotation of a GenBank genome assembly.
AUGAUGCUGGAACUGGAAGGAUUGGAUGCAGCCAGAAUUGACACUCUCAACAAACUCCUGGCAGGAAAACAAGCUGUAUCAAGGGCUUACAACAAAAGAGUUAAAAACAAGAGUUUUGAAGAAGGAGAGAUAGUCUGGAAAGCGGUUCUGCCCCUUGGAACACAUGUGGCUGGUUAUGGAAAAUGGUCACCUACAUGGGAAGGCCCUUUCAUAAUCAACCAGAUCCUUGGAAUGGGGGCAUAUAGGUUACAAGAUAGGGACGGAGAAAUUCAUACUGCCCCAAUCAAUGGCAAAUGGUUAAAAAAGUUUUAUCCAACCAUGUGGGAUUACAGGCUGUACAAACAGACCCUGGGAUAG